CAACUACAGAAACCUUCUGGUCAUAUUUUUGUAUCAUUCACACCUGAAAAAAAUCACUGCUUGUGGAUUUUGUGAUAAGGGUGAUGCCUGGGGCUGUUGCUGGAUCUUGGGUAAGGAUAUUUUCUAAUUUUUGCCUAUAUUAUGACCUUGGUCUUGUAUAAACAUCUACUGGAGUAUUGAAUUCGUUUAACUUGUUCAUUGCCACUUGUAAUAUGGUUAGUGACAUAUACAAUAUUUUAAAUGGAAAGCAUGUAGCUUCUGGUGAAACCUUUUUUUGUUUUCUUUGUUUGUUUUUUAAUUCUUUAUGUUUGGUGUGCAAGAUAGCUUUCAAAUAUAUAUUGACAUUUUAGCAAAGGUACAUGCAUCAAUAGACAUGGUGUGUAUAUAUUUUAAAAUGUUGCUAAAUCUGCACAUUUUAUAGGUUAGGGUGAUAACAAGAGGUUGUAAUAGAAUUAGGCAAACAUGUUUAGGGAUUCAAGAGUAUUGAAACAAGACGAUUAUUAGGCAAAGUGAUAUUUGGUUACGAGUAGGCACUGCAUAACUGUUAAGGGUGACUCACGUGCAGUCAGGGUGCCUAUAGAUUAUGGUGGCCACUGAAGCUUUGGGCAGCCUUACAUUACUAUACUUCUCAGCAUAAACAGCCGGGUGACAAAAUAGAUAAAAGGAAAUCUGUAUAACUGCUAGGAAAAUAUAGAAUACGAUUUGCUUGUCGUCUGAGUAUAACCAGAUGGAGAUCACUAGCCUUAAUCUAAAGGACCGCAUUGGUGACGAUGGUGUUCGGUAAGAUUAAUAUGCCUCGUGGAGGAUGUAUGCCGAUCCGGCGAGUAAGCCCAAGCAGAGGUUGCAGGAGCAGCAAAGUGAUGCGUAUAGUCGUGCCUAGCUGUGACCUGGAAGGCCUUGCCGAGGAGACAGUUCUCAUGAGUAGGGCUUCCACAAGGUCCCCUGACAGGUUGAGAGUCCCAGUGCCGGAUCUCGACAGUUCUCGUUUACAUGCCGCUGUACGCAGGAGUGGGGAGCACUUCCAGCUCUGCCGCCAUGUUGGGGCUCCUCUAACUGCCAGUGUAGCCAGCUUCUGUUGCGGAGUAAGGCUUUGCCUGUGAGGUGAGUGACCACCUGACUGCGUUGAGACUGGUUGCUGCAGCUUGCUUUCCAACUUGCGCCAGAAAUCAUCAAAAAUGCAGUCCAGCCUGGACUAGAUGUUGUGGGAUUCCUCUGUAUUGUUGGUUGUCCAUGCGGCGUCCACCAUCUUAGGUGAGUCACUCUCUUUUUUGUUCGCCUUCGUGGUUUCACCCCAGUUUCCACUAGGUUUAGGCAGCCUCCUGGGGAUGGACUGGAAUCACCCCCCUAAGUGCUGAGUGCUGAUGGGCACCUGGUGCAAUCUAAGCCCCUGUCAGUUCUUUGAACCCUUCGGUGAAGCUCAGCUAGGUCUAGACGUAGGUAAGUAGCUGGAUUCUGUCAAAAUCUUGCUUAAUAGGGUAAAGAAUUGCAUUUAUAUCCAGUAUAGGACAGGAGCUCUACUGAAACACAUCUUUCCACCAUGGCAAUUGAGCAACUUUAAGACCAGACUAGCUGAACUGAAAACAUUGGUAAUGUAGAGAAUUUUCUCCAACUUGGCUAUUUUGACUUUAAAUUUGUAAUUCACUUUGAAUUUACCUUAAAUUAUUACUUUAGUGAAAAAUCUUGUAAUUCUUAUUUAACAAAAAAGUCUUCUUAUCCUGCCUUAACCAUUCACUAUUUUAUUGUCUAAGUACGCUUUAAAAUCUUUGGUAUAAAUUUUUCACUUUAGUUGAUUCCCAAAAAUUAGUAUUAUUAAAAUAUGUACAUUGUAUUUUCAGAAAAUAAAUAUGUAUUAAAAUGUCAUCUACUAUGUGUAUAUAGUAGUACAUAUUUCCAUUGGAUUACAGUUUUAAUAAAUUUUAAGGGAUCUGAUAGCGCCAGGAAGACAAAGCGGUUUUCUUGGCAUUAUAGGUUUAAAAGGAGCCUCCCUCCCUCACGCCCCCCUCCCGCAGGGCUGAAAGGGUUAAAAAAACCUUCAGCCACUUACAUGAAUUCAGCGUCGAUGCCCCUCGGCGCUGGGUCGGCUCUGCCCAUGCUCCUCCCUCACCGUUAGACGGCAGCGGAGACUUAACGCGCAUCCUGCAUUCCCAUUCGCUUUUUCCCAUAGGAAAGCAUUAUUCAAUGCUUUCCUAUGGGGAAAAUCUGACCCUGGAGGCCAGCAUCAGAUAACAGACCAAAGGUCUGUUUCAAUUCCUGAAGCGCCCCCAGUUGCUGUCUGGUGGACAGCCACUGAGGGCAGACUUAGAGCAGCAUUCUAAACAUUACAGUUUCUCUGGAACUGCAAUGUUUUACAUUGCAGCACUAGGUGCAAAAGGGACACUGCACUCAGACUACUUCAAUUAGUUGAAGUGGUCUGGGUGCCUACAGUGUUGUUUUAAAUCCAUUUCUGAAAAAUUGUUAAAUACUUAAAGUCAGGGGGUCUAGAGGUCUAUUCACUAAACAAUGAAUGGUACUAUGUUGAUAGGCAAAAUUUAGCGCAAACAUUUUUAUUCACUAAACAGAUUGCUGAAAUCACUGAAUUCCAACUGGUCUACUCUCAUAUUUACUAAAGCCAAUUACAGUUCAAAUUUGGUGAACUCAAUAAAUCCUCGCAAUUUGGCAUUGGGUGUCCACUUUAAAACCAGUGCUUCUUGCAUCCGAGUCCUCAGUCAGGAAGCCUUGGACCAGUGGAAACUAGUGAUUGACUGAGAACAUAAGCUAACACUCUCAGCCAAUCAGUGUUGCCCUUGUUGAACAUGUACAAUUGCCUCCAUCCAUAAGGGGUUAAGUAAUGUCCUUUAACCCUUAUGCUGCACCUUGUGCUGCACUUGCAAGCCAACCCAGGAAAAUGUUAAAAGAACACUACAGAUUACUACAGUGAUCCUAAAAUAAAUUGUUGCUGCAUAUGUAUCUGUCUGUGUGUAUGUCAGUAUGUCUGUCAGUAUAUGUGUCUGUGUUUGUGUGUCUAAGUGUGUGUGUUAGUAUGUCUUUUAGUGUGUGUGUGUGUGUGUGUGUGUGUUACUGUGUCUGUUUGUGUGUGUCAGUAUGUCUGUCAGUGUACGCGUAUGUGUCUGUGUGUGUUUAGUAUGUCUGAGUUUGAGUCUUUCAGUAUGUGUGUCUAUGUGUCUGUCUGUGUGUCUGUCAGUAUGUCUGUCUGUGUGUGUCAGUGUGUGUCUGAGUGGGUAUGUCAGUAUGACUGUUGGUAUAUGUGUCUGUGUAUCUGUAUGUUCUCAGUGUGUGUGUGUAUCUGUGUGUGUAGGUGUCAGUGUGUAUAUCUGUGCUUCUGUAUAUAGUCAGUGUGUGUAUCUGUGUAUCUGCAUGCAUAUCAGUGUGUGUAUCUGUGUGUCUGUGUAUCUGCAUGUGUCAGGUUGUGUAUCUGUGUGUCUGUAUAUGUGUCAGUGUUUGUAUCUGUAUGUUGUCAUUGUGUGUAUCUAUAUUUAGUUAUAUUGUGUGUCAGUGUGUAUCUGUGUAUCUACAUGUGUGUCUGUGUAUCUGCACGUGCAUCAAGUUGUGUAUCUAUGUGUGAGUGUAUCUGUAUGUUGUCAUUUUGUAUGUCUAUGCAUAUAUAUGUAAUCAGUGUGUGUAUCUGCAUGUGUGUCAGUGUGUGUAUCUUUGUGUCUGUGUAUCUGCAUUAGUGUCAAGUUGUGUAUCUUUGUGUAUGUAUCUGUGUCAGUGUGUGUGUCAGGAUAUCUGCAUGUGUAUCAGUGUGUGUGUGUGUGGCAGUGUGUGAAUACAUCUGAGUAUUUAAAUGCCAACACUACACACAAAUUUGCCCCUGCAUUCAAACUUCAACACUACAUACAAACACACUCCUGCAUUGAAAUGUUAACACUACAUACAGAUACAUCUGUGUUAAACACCAAAAUUCAAUAUAAACACACCCCUGCAUUCAUAAAUGCAUGCUUGCAUACAAACACACCCCUACAUUCACACAAACAUACUCCAUACAAAAACAUGCUUACAUUCAAACACACAAACACUGCUCAGUGCUAAAUACAGCCUUGCAAGCAUGGGAAAAUGGUAGAUCCCAAGCUGUCAGAGCAUUGUUGGAGUUGCAUGACAGAUAGGGAUCUAUCUUUGGCCACCCUUGCAAUGCCAGGGCCCAAAAAAAGUCUUGCACCAGGGCCAGGGUCGGACUGGGAAAAAAAUUUGUCUCGGGCAUUUUUUAAGCACGGCGGCCCACUAAGAAAGGACAGGGAGGGUGUGUUUUGUCAUCACCAAUUACAAGCACGCCCCCUCCCAAAGUGAGCAUGUUGGUUGAAUGCUCUUCCAGGGCAGACCAUGCUCAGAGCUCUAGCAUGAGAAAAAGGCCCUGUAUUUGUUCUGCACAGUGCAAGAAAAUUUAAUAACAUGCUUGCGCUGUGUUUCUUUGCAACUUGCUUUUGGUGUCUCUAUAAAUGGGAUACCAGGAGACAAAAGGGCCAGGAAAGAGUAUGGUGCAUGUGUUUGGAGCCUGCUUGUGGAAUUGCGUGUGUGUAGAGCUGAUUGUGGUGUGGUAGUGUGUAAUAAGGUCGGUUUUAGUCAUGUUGUGUUUGUGGUGUAAUGUAAUGCAUGUGUGGCUAGGGGCUGUAGAGAGUGUUAGUAUAGAGAAUGUGGAAUGUGUGUGAGGGGUGUAGUAUAUAUAUAUAUAUAUAUAUAUAUAUAUAUAUAUAUAUUUGGAAGUAUUGUGUGUGUGUGUGUGUGUGAGUGGUACAGUGUGUUCUGUGUGUAUGUCUGAGGGGUGCAGUUGUGUGUGAGUGAAGGAUGCAAUGGGUGUGUGUGAGGGGUAUAGUAUGUAUGUGAGGGGUGCAGUAUGUGUGUAUGUAUGAGGGGUGCAGUGUGUUUGAGAGGUGCAGUGUGUGUAAGGGAAAAAGUGUGUGUGAUGGAUCAGGGGUGUUGCAAAUAGAGCUCCACCCUGUCCUCCUCCUACCUCCCUCCCUCCCUAGCUGCAUGUCUCUGCAAAUGGGCCGGUGAGGGAUAUCUUUGAUCUUCCCACUGGCCCGUCAUGAAAUACUGCAGGGCCAGUGCUUGGAUAGCACGGGCCAUGCAUGGACUGGCUGGGGAGGUCCUGAGACCUCCCCUUCCAGCCUCGGCCAUGGCCAUUGCGUCCGCAUUUGCACGGUGUGCCUGAUGGCCAGUCUGGGCCUGACCAGGGCCCUCUCUUCUUUAGUUCCACCACUGCGUUGCAGUGGAGGGCCUGAUUGCAUGUCAGGGAGUGGGUGAGGCAGAGUCCAGGGGGCCCAAGCAAAUGCUUGCCCGGGGUCCAACCAUUAUUAAAGACGGCCCUGCUGCUGUUCAUCAUUAUGAAAACUAUCAUUAUGUGUAGCAGGGAUAGGCACCCUUGGGCACUCCAGAAGUUGUGGACUACAUCCCCCAUAAUGCUCUUACACACAUAAUGCUUGCAAAGCAUCAUGGGAGGUGUAGUCCAAAACAUCUGCAGAGCCGAAGGUUGCCUAUGCCUGAUCUAUAGGUUACUGAUGCCGGAUUUUAAUUGAGGUCUUUCGUUUUUUAAAUCACCUGUUUAGUGAAUAAACCCCAGUAGCUAAAUAAAAUGAGUAACAGUGGUGGAAUGCAUUACAAUGUAUUUGGUACUUGCAGGGUUACAUUUCAGCAAUAGGGAAUUAGGAGAUUGAAUCACUAUGUGUAUUAAGGUUCAGUCAACCUUUAGCCAUUAGAAUUACAAAUUGUAAUCUCCUUUGGGAUUUAAGUCAAUGAAAUUACAUGAUACAGAGUUCUAAUAAAAAUUUUGUAAAGCAUUAAUGAACAAUUGUUGCCCAGAGGCUUCAAGCUGUUUGCCUCAGCCUUAGAUAUGAACAGUACAAAGAGAUUACCAAAAAAAGGCAUGUUCUGUAUUUGAAGAAAUAUGUUGUUUAGGAGAAAUGCUGAUGGAAUGAAUACAUGCAUUUGAUGUCAUCGUUGAUCACAUUCUGUUUUUUAUGCAGUAGGGUCAAAAAAUGAAAGACUUAAAGCGUUUUAUGGAUUAAUGAUUUCAAAGGCCUUCAGCUUUUACCGAUUUAUGCAACUAUGAACUAAAGCCUGCUUAAGAGUCUUAUGGAGGAAAUAUACAUCGGGAUAUGUUUAUUGUAAUUGUAAAAAAAAGAUGAAACGAAUGAAUACGUUAGUGCUGUUUAGAACAGUUGUUUUGGGGAUUAUUUUUCCCUGGCCUAAUGUUCUAUUUAAAUUUCCAGUUCCCAAGUGGCUUUCAUGGAAAUUUUAGGGGCCAUUUUCGAAAUGACUUUUAUCAAGAGUAUCGUAAGGAAGCAACACCUCAACCACCGCACAUGUUCGUUCAACGGAUGAAAGUGAGUAUCAGUAAUAAAUAAUAAAAGAAUACAUACAUUGCAAUAUAAUUAGAACGUCAAAUUGGUAAAUGAGUUUAUAAACAAUAGCAUAUGGAAAUACUGCUACUUAAGUGUAAAUACAGCAUUGUUAUAUACACAGAUACACAGCAUUGUUCUGUGUCAACUUUCAUUUUUCUGAUAUACAAUACAAUCAGUACUAUAUCGAAUUUAGGAAAUGAGUUUUGGUGCUUAUGGCACAAGUAUACCUGGGUUUUCCUUGUAACUAUGAAAAUGCUCAAAUCAUAAAGCCAGCAAUGGGGAGAAUGGACAAUUGUGGGGUUUGCUGUUUUUUUUUUUUUUUUUUUACUAAUCUAUAUCCCAGAGGGUAACAUUUGGCAGAGCUCCUGCUUAAUAAUGAGAUCAUGAGGGUCACGUUUAUUUUUUUUUUUUUUACAUGGACUCCUGGCAUCUAUGUGUGGUAUGGGAGAUAAGUGUACUUAUAUUCCUGCCUGUUUAACCCCUUAAGAAUGCAGACAGUCAUCCAACUUCUGAACCAAAAAAUAAAACCUAGAAUUUGUCCUAUGUGAUUGUUCUACCAUAAUGUAAUGGUUUCUCUUUGAGUGAAGCAAUAUAUAUAUAUAUAUAUAUAUAUAUAUAUAUUGUUUUUAAAGGGUAGAGAUGGCUUUCCUUCAGUAUCCUAUAUGUAUACCUAACAGAACAUUAACUGUAUAUAAAAUGUUCAAAAUGGAAAAAAUUUAAAGAAACCCACAUUGUUAUACCCCUAUCCUAUUACUUACUGUAAUGCUAACCCUAACAGUAACAGUAUUGCUCAGAGGGAUUCCCUCUGCUGACAUCUUCAGAGGGAUUUCCCAGCUCACACAAUACAGAGUGCUUUGCGAGUGCUCUGGACUGAGUGAUUGCAGCAUGAGUGGAUCUCCCUCUCAUGCUGCAGUUCCUCCAUGCUGUCCCUGUUGAUAACAUAAUAAUCAUUUUCGGGCAGAUGGCACAGCCCAGCACCAAUCAUUGUCAUCAGGAGGCAGGGAGGUGCGUUACUACUCCUGCUCCGUCCCAAGUCCUACCCACCACCACCCCCACGGUCCUCAAGCAUGCCAGAGGGAACCAUGUAUAGUGGCCGCCAUUCUCGGAAAUUGUGCAGCCACCAAUGUGUGAAGCCAGGGAGGCAGCCCUGCUGUAGAAAUAUUCCACUGCAGACAUCCCAAAAUGCUAAAACUUAAUUCAGGGAGGUGGCUUCACCAGUUACGGCGCUACUUCUAGCAACACACACAGCCACCAAACAUUAUGACAGAACACAUUUAUUUAACAUAUUGCAACUAUUUACACACUAUUAAAAGCGUUUCUACUUAUUUUGCAUACUUUCAGUGUACUAAUAUCUUGUAGCAGUCUGUGUCAAUCAAUUUGGUAAUUUUGCAAGACAUCAGAUUCACAAAAGUUUUAUGCGACAGCUGACUUCUGAAUUCCAUCUUAAUGUGACGCACAAUGCUGAAUGUCCUUUCCACAUCACAAUUAGAAUUUGGCAGCACCAAAAGCAGCUUCAUCAAACGGCAGAGCUAUUUGAAUCGCAACAACCCUGUGCUCACAGAUUUUACUUUGGUCAGUUUCCCACAGAACUCAUCAACUGGCGAACAUUUUGUAGUUUGGUAGCAGUUCCUCAAGAUUAGUUGAGAUAGAAUCCAGGACUUCCAAGUGGAGCUAUUCUCUUGAUGACAUGUGGAAACCUCUCAAAAUCAAAAUCUGCUCUGGAUUCACCUCAUCUUGGUUUUCCAUACUGACCAUUGGCAGAUUCUUCAACAUUUGGUCUCUCAUUGGGAAUUUCUCCAAGAAUUUUUUUUAAAGCCCCUCAGAAUGCUCAGGCAUCUUUAAAGAACUGCUUUGUCUUGUAAGAGGGCAUCUCUUGUCCUUCCUCACUUAGUAACUGCUUCCUUGCCAGGUACCCAAUAAAAAGCUAUUCAUCUGGGAGGUGAAUUUCAGUGUUGUUCACAUCUGUCUUCUGAAUGUUGUGUUCUAUUAAUACCCUUGGCUUAAUAAAUCUGCUUGCCAUGUCAUGCAGGAUCUCUUGUACGCUCUGAUCCAAUAUAAAGUGGACAUGUUUGAAAAAUCAAAUUAAAUUUGUCAAAUCAUUGUGUGACAUUAUGGAGAAAGCAUGCAUAUAGUUUCAUUUGGGGGUCUUUCAGCCAUUUCUAAAUAUGAGAUGACUUCUGAUUCUCACUCUUUGACUCAAAGUAUGAAAGAAUAGCUGGCCAUUGGUGGUCCAAACCUUUUCCUAAAGAAAGCCAGUGUGUAGGGCAAUGCUUUUGUACUCUCUGCUGGGCAACAUUGCAGAACUCUUGAAACUGUUUAUGGUCUUCUCUUCAUUUGGAACUUUUCUCUAAGUAGUAGUAGAUGUCAACGAGCAGUUCUUCCGGUGACAUUGAGAGCUCCUUAGCAGUAGUUUUGGUAUAAAUGUUGACUAGGCAGGACAGCCAAGACUAAAUAUGAGGGACCUGUGCUUUCACUCUAGACAAUACAGAGUUGUUAUUGUCAAUCAUCACAUUGCUUUUGUCACUGCUAAAUCCUACUCAGUUUGACCAUUCAAGGCCUUUGUCAUGCGUGGCUGAUGUAAUGCAGUUGAAAAUGUUUUCAGCUUUGGCAUCAUUGCAUCAUACACUUAAAUGUAGUCUGGGAUGAAGUGUGUUUUUGUACUUCUUUUUUUUUUUUUUGGACACUCUCCGCUGCAGACAAUAAUUUAAACCGAACUGAUGGAUAAGCUGGAGAGAGAGAGGUCGACAGUAAAGCCCACCUAAUAAGGAAACUAAUAAGUUAAUUAGCACUCACCACAACUGUCACUCGCUCUCUCUGUUUCUUCAGAGCCCGUCUACAAUUAAAAUUGACCAUUAAACUCUUGCUUGCUCAAUAAAAAAAUUAACAUGAAAAAAAAACCAAAAAACUCUUGCUUGCUUUAAAAAAAAAAAAAAAGAUUUCUGACAUAUUUAAUAUAAUUCGCGAUGGGAUAAGACAGCACUCACUUUUAUUUUUCUUAAUGGUGCAAUGUCUCCGGCUCUGCCUUCCCAGAUAAGUAUGAAAGAGUAAACAAAAAAAAUGUUUUUAUUGUAAGAAGAUGAUAUCCUUUUAUUGGCAAAAUUGCAACAUUUCGACUGUGUCUCUAUCAAGCACUAAUAAUUUGCGGGUGUCAGGGAGCCACUAUUAAAUUGCAGGAGACUCCCAGAGCUUCUGCCACUGGACCCCAGGGAAGCCAUCCUCUCGCACCCCAAAUAUACAGAAACAGGAGGGUGACUAAAAGUGUGUGAAUUAUAUGUUUAAUUGUAUUGUAUGUGAUAUAUCCUUUCACUGGCCCUUUCACUGGUCCAGCUACAUAGGGGAUCACUAGACCCCAUUGUUGUUUAUUCUGUUGAUAUGCCUCAUCCACCUGAGCCAAGCCUCCCUCCCAUUAAGACCCCCUCCAGUGUAUAUACUGCAUAUAUACUUUUAUUCCCCUUUCUUUUUCAUUUCUUUCAGUUAAGUUCCUUCAAACCCUACUCCGCUCAGCUCUUUCUGUAAAAUCCUUCUUCCCAUCCCCUUCUACAAUUUAAACUUGUUUCCUUGGUAGUGUAAUUUUUCUCUCCACUUCCCCUGUGCUGUCUCAUUCAUUCUCAGUAUUCCCCAUUCAAUCAACUAAGUGUUCAGUUUUUUUUUGUCAUAAGGGAAGGAGUGUCAGGCAUUAUUUGUUCGUUUUUGAUUUUUUUUUCCCCCUCUAAUUUUAGAACAUUUACUGUUGUAAUUGAACUGUACAACCACCCUUGUCCAACUUGUGUAACUGAUAUCUCUAUGUAUUUGCAUCUUUGAUCUAACUUUUCAAUAAUAUCAGUUUGCAAAAGAGUACCCUCUAUAAGCUAGACCCCUAAACAGAAACCUGGUUCACAAAGGUGGAUGCAACAUGCCUAAUGAGAAAUGAGUUUUUCUAAACACCGAUUCAUGGCCAUUUUAAAACAAAUGUUGUUAUGACCUUCAUUUUCCAUCUAUGUUUUUGAGUGAUCAUGUUUGUUUACUAAAUUCCUAUCUUAUAAAUGCUUUCACCAUGACGUCACAACAGUAACAGAAGUUCUUCCAGGUGUCAAAAACUGAAGCGUUCUCUGAUGGCACCACUAGUAGGAGCAAGAGCUGCGCACAGAGAGACAUGAAGUCUGCCCUCUCACACCGCGGACACCGACCGCUCAUAACAUACAUACCAAUGAAGGCAGCCCGGCGCAUGGACCGAGAGCAGGAGAACCAAGCCUGCUGUCAGAGUCCGUGGUGUAACCUCUGGCCGGAGCCGGCACUGUAUGGGAAGAGGCUGAGCUGCCUUACUGGCCGAGCUGGGGGCCCCAAUGGCAUCUCACAGAGAGUGAAGGCCCCCUAACUGGCAGAGUUGGGGGCCCCAAUGGCAUCUCACAAGGAGUGAGCAUCUCCUCUUUGCAUGUGAGCAUGUCGGUGAGAGUCUACAGCUCCCACCAUUCUCUGUCAGCCCCGGGAAUGGGGGGGAGUAUGGGCUAUGGCAGCUGAAAUACGAGUCCUCCGCAGGGUGACUCACUGAUCGGCACAUUGCAGCAUUCAACCUGAUAUAGAGCAAGCCGCUCGCGUUCUGCCACCCGGAAGUAUCUUGGUGCCUGUGGCGGAACCAACCUCGCCCCUAUGCACUGGAGAAGCCUGGUUGCCAGCCUCCUGCCAUGUGACUAUGGCCCCUGGGAUGUAUUGCCCUUUAAAAACAUGAUUUGGGCAUAAUGGAUUUGUGUUGUGCUGCUGCUAGCCCUUUUAAGAACCAUCUGGGGACAUACUGUGGAGUUACUGGGUGGCCACCAUUUCCUGUAUCAGAAGCACAUGGUGAGAACAAUGGAUGGCGGCCAUUUUAACUCACAGACACUGUGUGGACUUUUCAACACGGUGCCAUCUCGCCAGUAUUUGUUGCACAGAGACAUCGUGCGGUGGUUUUGGACUAUACAGCAGGGGACACAUUAUUCAGUGAUUGUUUUUUAUUUAGCCUGUAUAUGUUCUGCAGAAUCUGCAUUAAACUGUAUUUUCCAAAGUACUGAACGGAUCUGGGUGAAUUUUGGAUAUGUGGUUCACCCAGAUCCCCCAGUUCCAAGGAUAUACUUUUUAUGGGGUUAUUGCAUGUUUUGGGGUCCCUGUGAUGUGUUUUAUGAAACUGUAUUUCUCUGUGGUAAUUAGAUUACCCAUUGUGUUCAGUAAUCAUAUCACAGCCAGAGGGGAGGAUUUUGUGUGGGAGUGUCUGGGUGUAUUGUAUGGAUUGAUUGGCUGUUUUGUAACGCCCUGUGGGAUGUACUAUGUUUGUGGAUUGGGAAUAAAAGAGACUGUAUGUGACAGUACAGGGAGUUCCUGUUUUAACCCUCAAAGUGAAGUGUCGUCUCAUUAUUGGGGGAAGGAUUCAUUGUAUGCUGUUCCAGUUUGACUGCUAGGAGAGUAAACCUAUUCGUAUGGUUCCUAUUCAACUGUCUACAGCAUUCAUAUGCUUGGGAGAAUUUAUUUGUUUCUCCGGUUCGGUGAUUGUGGUGUCUGCCAGAGUGCUUGGAGUCCUCAGGAAGCGCUAAGAGCAUCCUUCAACGGAGGUACCCAGUCGGGGGUGCCAGGUGAUACGUUACAGUGUCUAUUGUUUACAAACAUUCUGAAAUGCAGUAUAAGAAUGUUUUAAGUGCUGGCAUUGGCCUAAGUUAUUAUUAAAGGAAGACUACAAACUACUAAAGCUUGCUUUGUUUAUAAAAGAGAAUUAGGCACUUAUAAUGCUCAUGGGUUGCCUCCUCCCAGCUGUCAAGCAAAGAACUGAGAGAGUGCUUUUCCUCAUGAUUUGAGAGCUCCCUGCAAUUUUUGAGACUUUCGUGUGCAAUUGUUACGCAUGUGUCGCACGUUCCAAUUCUUUUGCAUCAUUAAAUUUGCCAGGAGAUUAUCACUAGUGAUAAUCUCAAGGGGGCAGCACAGAGUUGCUAAAUUAAAGUAAAUAUCCUCUUUAUAAUAGGGCAGUAAUCCAAAUAGUCCUUCCAACACCCCAACAUUAAAAAUAAAUUAAUUUAUAUACACUGAUCAGACACAACAUUAAAACCACUGAAAAGUAGUAGGGCUACUUGAUUUUUUUCACUUAACACUUAUGGGAAGCACCUUUUCUUUUUCACUUUUCUGUUUAUACGUAGCUUUAUUACUAUUAUUUUUUUUUAGUUAAUAGGACAAGUAUUUAGGUAGGUAUUAGUGGUUUUCAUCACUGUGCCGAGGUAAUUAAAGGUUAUAUUUUCUUAUAUCCGUUCUCCCUUUUUAUGGGCCCUCCCCCUUUUUUUGAGGGACCCUUAUUUUAACACUAGAGUGUUCUAAUUAGACUCUGGGUUUUAGUUUUCAACUCUAUACAUGAUUACACAACUCAAGUAUGAUGUUCUUUAUAUGGGUCAUAUGAUCUUUUUUGUCCUCAGUCUAUUUUUGUUUCCAUAGCACAUAUUUACAUACAUAAAAUACUUGGCUUAGAUUAUGCCAAGUAAGAAAACAUAGUUUCUCACAAUAGAAGGCUAAUGGAUGCAUUCACUCAAACUGGCCAAAACCCGGGCUGGGCUCCUCAAGAGGAAAGAAUGCCAUACAGGAAAAGGGUGGAAUUUUUCAUUCAUGCGUGACCUCCUGCAACAUUACGCCAUCUUCACAAAUAAUGCUCUUGUAGUCUUUAAUUUUUUUUAAUGUUCUAAUGCUGCAGUAUAGAGUUUUCAAAACGCAUGCAGAUCCUGUCUCCGGAGCAUAAAAGCCUAAAUUCUGAAAUCCAUGGUGUCCUUUACAGCACGUCAAGAUAAAUUAUAAAUGUACAGAACUAGGUUUCGACAUAAGCACCUGUGUAACGAACAAAUAAAGGCAUGAAAGGAUAUGUCAACUUCAACAAGGCUCUGUCAGUUCUGGUCGGUUGCUAUUGCUAAUUAAAACCACAUGUAAAAGGAAUUUUUCUUUUUAUAAACCUUCUCUGUGGGGCUGUUUGCAUAAACAGACAUCCCUACAUCAUUCUUCCAAUUCAAAGCCCAUAGAAGGCAAGCGUGUUUGUGGAAGUAAUAACCUCUCAGGGACACAUUAUACUGUGCACACUUCAUUUUGGCUACCCUUGAGUUUUGGAUAUACAAGGAAAAGAUCUUUUUAAUAAGCUUAAGCACUUUACAAUGUUUGGAGCAUGUCCAUAAAUAAAGUAACAGGGACAUUGCAUUAUGCAUUUCUGUUUUAUUAUUACAUUUUACCAAAGAAGACGUAAGUUUUCUUUCUUUCUUUUUUAUAAGCUAUUUUACCCUCUGUUAUUAUUGUCAUUAUUGGCAUUUAUACAGCGCCAGCCAGGGCCAGACUGGGGAUACAAAGCAGCCCUGGAAAAAAAAAUUGUGCCAGCCCCAUAAGUCACUGCGCCAUAUAUUGUCGCGUGUAAUAUGUAAGGCUAUGUCUUGCCAGGACAGAUGAUUGAGUAAUAUAUAUAUAUAUAUAUAUAUAUAUAUAUAUUGCUUUUUCUAAUAUAAAAUAUUGGUCCUUUCAGGGUAAAACGUUUAAUUAUACAGUAAGCAUACUCACAUGCAGACACAGGCAAUUUCACUGACAUCUCAAUGACACACACAAGCUCAUUGAUACACAGCCUCAUAGACAAACAAUCUUACUGAUAUACAUCAGCUCAUUGACAUAAAACCACAAGCUCACUCACUAGCAGGCACACGCAUGCAAGCAAGCUCACUCACUAGCAGACGCACACACAGCUUAAUGUGGUGGUACUGGUGUCUAUACCAUGUCGCUACAGGCUUUUCAACGUAAAUACUGACUUUUCAGAGGAAAGGCAGUGUUUACAUUGCUUCAAAGUGACACUGCUAGUCACCGUCACUCAGACGGUCACUAGAGGUGCUUCCUGUGUUAGUGCACCUACAUUCAAGGCCUCCACACUCUGUAGGUGCUGAACGUUCCCCAUUGAGAUACAUUGAUUCAAGCUUGAUGAUCUCAGCUAUAGAGGCAGGGCCAGUCGAGGGAAGACCAGCACGCUGCGUGGGGGGAAAAAAAAGGUGAGCAAAAACACACAUUUACACCAUGACAGACACAGAAACACACAUAUACCAUGGCAGAUACACACCCCAUGACAGACACAGACACAGACAGACACACACACCAUGACGGACAGACACACACACACCCCAUGACGGACAGACAGACACACACACACACCCCAUGACGGACAGACAGACACACACACACAGCCCAUGACGGACAGACAGACACACACACACACCCCAUGACGGACAGACAGACACACAGACACACACACACACACACACCCCAUGACAGACAGACAGACACACACACCACACAGACACACCACACACACACACCCAUGACAGACACACACACCGACACACACACACACCCGACAGACACACACCCCAUGACAGACACACACACACACCCCAUGACAGAGACACACACACACCCCAUGACAGACAGAGACACACACACCCCAUGACGGACAGACAGACACACACCCCAUGACGGACAGACAGACACACACACACCCUAUGACGGACAGACACACACACACACACCCCAUGACGGACAGACACACACACGCACCCCAUGACGGACGGACAGACACACACACACACACGCCCCAUGACGGACAGACAGACACUAUGACACAGACAGACACACACACACACAAUGACACAGACAGACAGACACACACACCAUACAGACAGACACCAUGACACGGACAUACAGACACACACACCAUACAGACAGACAGCAUAACACAGACAAUCACAUUACUAGUACCUAACACCAGGGGGAGGACUUGUCCUGGCGGCCGCUGGGGGAGCUGCGCUGUCUGUGCUCUCCCGCCCUCGCGCGCUGCUGAAUGAGACCGGCGCCGGAAUAUGACGUCAUAUUCCGGCGCCGGUCUCAUUCAGCUGCGCGCUGGGGAGCAGAGCCAGCACAGCUCCCCCCAGCGGCCGCCAGGACAAGUCCUCCAGCGGCCGCCAGAAGACCUCCCCAGCGGCCGACAGCAGACCCAGGUGUCUGCCCGGCCCCAGGAGCCGACGGCCCACCGGAAAAUUUCCCGGUAUCCCGGUGGGCCAGUCCGGCCCUGGCGCCAACUUACUCCGCAGCUCUCCUAUUUUGUUGUAUGGUUAAAAGCAUGUUUUAUUCUCCUGUUGCAAUGCUCUUGUUUAAAUAAUUUUUGGUACAAUAAGCCCAAUCACCAGAAAUGUUCUGCAUAUUAUCAAAUAGCACUUUGAAAAACUAUCUAUCACACACCAUCAUGGUGGUGGAGGAGUCAGGUGGGGGAAUGGCAGGAGAGCAGCAUGAUCAUUUGGUGAUAUAAGUUCAGUAAAAUGCCUUCUCUAGGACCUAUACUGACUUCUCACCAAUGUUCUGGAAUGGAAGUUGAUCUCCUUAGUAGUCUUUCCAUAGUUGGUAUCCACCUACAGCUAGUAUGCUAACUAAUUGAACUUGAAAAUGAUGUCUUGUAUUUCCAAAGUGAAGAUUUGACUUGCCUUAUGAGGCUGAAUACCAUUUGUGCCAUAAAGACGUCCAGCUGGUCCAUUUAGUUCUGCCGACAAGAGUAAAAAGCGUGGCACACUUUUUGGGCAAGACGAUGCAGGUGCCCCAACAUUUGUCCUAAUUUGACUUAUAAAUGAUAGUUCGAUAAGUUUUAUGGUCAAAUGGAAAAAUGUUGCAUUUGAUAUAGUCACAUUUUUUGGGGGGGAGCCAUGACUACUACUUCCAAUUUGUUGUGGGAUAUUACUUGUGCCUGUUGAAAUAGAAUUGGAUCCCAGCGUUUAGCACCCAUUGAAAUAGAUUCUUUCUUCAAGAAUAUCACUACCCUAAGAGCUUCAAGCCUCACACAAGCAUAGGUAGUUAUAUAGUUAAACUGUGACACUUACCAGGGUGGGUGCAUGGAAUUGUGAUCAGGCCAUACCUCAGAGGACAACUUUAAUCUUUCUACAAUGAUCUGAAACACUGUGUAAAUGUUUACUCUUGAUCCUACUAUAUAUUCACAGCUGAUUAGACUGAAUGCUAAGAGCAUGUUGCAUGAUAUUUACCACCAUUAGUAUUUUAACUCAUUACUUAUUAUGUCAGCAACGAAUCCAACAUGCAUGACAUACACAUCAUUUAGGCAAUCACCGGAGAUGACCAUAAAAAAGUGAAACAUAUGCAGAAAACGUUGAACCGAUUGGCUUUCCUAACAGUCAGUAGCAAUUGGGAAUAAUAUGUUGAGAAGUCACUAAAUUACAAAGAUGUGCAUCUUGGCACGUGUAGGCACUUCUUUGUGUUCCUCUGAUUUUGAAAACCUGUGAUUAUUUCAUUGUAGAAGAUGUACUCAUGGCUGCAUUUUCCAUUUGCUUGUAGUUCAAUGACUGAGCGAAAGAUUUUACAGAUAAUUGUGGUGUUAUUUCUGCCUAGCUACUCGCCAUGGCAUCUCCCUUUCUCUCUUCUUUUUUUAUAUUCAAAUUUCUGUCUGUUCAGUAAAAUUUGUAUGCACACUGCAAUGUCUUGUGCACUUCAGAAGAUAGGCAAUUAUCCGUUCUUCCAGGUUGAUAGAGAAAAAAAAAAUACUAUUCACAAGUUAUAUAAUAGCGGCAAGUACAUUUCCAAGAAAGCAGAAUAGGUACAAUAGCCCAAAAAGGUCAACUUUGAAUGAGUCCAGCAAUGUCCCAGAAAGCAUGUUUGUAAAUACAUCUCAGUGCCAAUUGCUUCCUUUUUACAGAGAUUUGGUUCUGUAGGGUUUGCUGCAUGGAUUGUAACCGUAUGUCUUAUUGCAACAUUUGUUCAGCACAUUAAUAACUGCUUCUGUCUGUUCAUGCUUUUUGCACAUUUAUUUGGGUCUGCAGGCUCCUGUUAUAUAAAUAGUUCACCGAACAUGACCGUGUGAGAUGACAUUGCAAUAGAAGGUUGCACACAGGGACUUUUGUAAUGUAGUAUUUUGUAUAACUAUUCAGAGUGGUUUUCUACUCAGUAAACAAACUAUUGUCUUUCUAGGGAGAUGGAAUAAACACAUAAUUAUUAUUUGUACUCACAUCAUGUACACUUUUUCUGUGAAUGUAAUCCUGCUGGAUGCGUAAUUUUAUUAUAUUGAUAAAUCGACAGGGACACUGCGCAGCAUUGUUUUAUUGUUUUAUUUUUAUGAUCAGUGCUGUAAUAGACACACGCCAAACGUCACAAUUUAGUCGCCAAAGUCUCUGUCUUUUCCAGACAGAACAAAACUUCAAUAUUAGUUGCAAAAUAGCAGGGAAUAUUUGAAUACAUUGUAAUAUGUGGUUAUUAUUGGUUACAUAGUUACAUAGGCUAAAAGGAAAUGUGUCCAUCAAUUUCUGCCUUAAGCAAAAAAACAAAAAAAACUAAAACAGUUUGAAGCACAUCCAAUUUUGCAACAAACUAGCAAACCAAUUCUUUAUUGACCCCAGAAUGGCAGACAGAUUUAUCAUUGGGUAAAGAAGUUAUUACCCCACAGUUGAAAAAUUAUAUAAUUGAAUAUUAUGUUUUUGCAAGUAUGCAUCUCGUUGCUGUUUAAACUGUACAGACUCUGAUAAAACAUUGGUGAUAUAAUUUAAAAAAAAUAUUUAUACAAUAUGUCAAAAGGAAAACAAACAAAAAAAAACUAUGACGUUUAUCUGCUUUUUGAAAACAGAUGAGCUAUUGUUUUAAUAAUAAUGGGUUGUCUCUUUGAAGGACAUUAGUCAGUGCGACUAAGUGUAUCCUUAUAAAGGUUAUAUCAAGCAAGGCUAGACAACCUUUGGCACUCCCCUGAUGCUUUGCCACCUUUAUAGCUGUAAGAGCAUUAUGUGAUGUAGUCCAACAUCUGGAGUGCCGAAGGUUGUCUACCUAUGUCCUAGAGGUAUAACCUUUAGCAGAAUGCUUACUUACUUGCUGGCUCCCCACAUUCUGUGCAAGACUUCAUGUAGGAAGUUGGCUCAUAUGGUACCUGCCCAUGGUCUUAAUAUUUUGUGCAAGGGACGUUUUGUACAGAAGUUAGACAUAAUUCUAUAAGAGUAGAUUCAGUAGUGUUAGAGAGUUGCCUGGGAAAGUCUUAUGAUGUCACAUAAUUGCCUGGGAAAGUAGAAUGGUCUUAAAGUGUUCUCUGUGAAAAUGAUAUGAUGUCAGAGGAUUACAUAGGAAAUUGGUACAAUGUCAGAGAGUUUCCUUGGAAACUGAUAUGAUGUCAGAGAGCAGCCUUGGAAAGUGUCAAAAUGCCACAGGGUUGUCUGGGAUAGCAGUAUGAUGUCAGAGAGCUUCUUGGGAAAUUGAUAUGACAUCAGAGUGUUGCCUGGAAACGUGACAUGAUGUCAGCGUGCUUCCUGGUAAAGUGCUAUGUCAAAUAAUUAUUUGAUUAACUUGGCAUGGCUGAGAGUCUGAAGACGUCUAAAUACUUUUUCAAUGUUGCUUCCUCCGCUGCAGUGUUAAUAACUCACAUAUGUACGUCAGCCAUGCUAGUAGACAUGGAGUUUACAUGAUAAGGCAAGUCAUAAGAUUAAACUCAAAGGCACAGUAAAAAAAAAUUGAAAAGAGUUGCUUUAGUCAUGGAAGAGAAUGGAAAAUCAGCGUCUAAUUUUAAACAACACUGAAUAAUUACCAUACAUUUCAAUAAAAAUAUUUCCCAUGCUAAUAAAAAAAAUUGCGCUUGGCUAAAGAUAGAAUCCACACAUGCUUUAAUGUCUCAUGAGGAUGCUGAGGAAUGUGUUUUCCAUAGUGUAACAUGAGUACAAUAUUUUUUUGUAUUUUGCAAAUCCACAAUAACUUUAUAACACAUAAUAUGUUGGGACUUUCAUAUAAUGUACCUCAUGUGCAAUGUGCACAUUAGUAGUUGCAUUGAUCAUACAUGUAUCUCCUGCAACAGAUGUCUCACUCCGAGGCUCAAAGCUGUCUUUUAGAAGACAGCUGGGCAUUGGUGAAAAUAUACAUAUUCGCCGCUAAGUACUUGGCAGAUCAGGUUUGUGGACUGUGCCUCCUACAGUUCAUAUUAUUGUCUUCAAGAGCAGAGCUGACGUUAUUGUGGUCAUUGUUGUCCAGCCGAUGAUUGGGGGGGAGGAGGGGCACUUUUGGACACCCAUGGAUUAGCCUGAAAAAAAGAGUUCAGUAAACCAUUGUUGCCGUCAUUUAACAUUAUUAUUACAAAUUAGCCAGCAACAGUAAAAGAAUAAUAUAGGUAUUAGUAUAGUAGAGUGGGAGAUCAUUCUUACUAUUCUUCCUCUCUAAAGAUCUAACUGUCAAAUAAUGGUGAUGCUCUUUAAAAUCUUAAAGGAUUAUAAAUCCCAAUGGACUCUUAGAUAAUGUCACUCCACCUCCAUCCCGAAGUUAAAUUACUUGAAGAAAUGAUAAUAGAACAUGAAUAUACUCUUUAUUUUGGUAACAGAUGAAGGCGGGGAUUUAGAUCCCAUAUUCACCAAGUGAUGUCAGACAGAUGCUGUAUUCUGCUGCCCUACAUCUUAGAACAGACUAGACAGAAAUAGAUGACCUUCUAAACAGCACUAACACUGACUAAUUUAGGCUGCCUGAGAAUCAUGGGGAUUAGUCGAUCUUAAAGGCCGUAACUGCAUAACUUUAAGCCCCCCGGGGGCGGAGUCUGACCUGCAAGUUAACCUGCAAGUUGACCUGCAAGUUAUGCAGUCGCAUAUUAGAUGGGCUCCCACUAUACAUGCUGAUUUUAUUGAAAUAUUCAUCAACACAAAGCUUAAAAAAAUGCCGGGGAAUGCUACCCAAAUCAGUGGCACCCUGGUGAAUCGUCUAAUACCAGUAACGAGAGUUUUCCAUGAUCGUGAACCUGAGGUGGCGCGCUGCGGCCUGUGGUGGAUGGAGCUGGGGAGAGGUGACUGCUUUCCUUGCCCUUACGCCGGUGAUUCAGAGCCACUAAUUUCCUACCUCCCCACCCCCCCCCCUGCCAUUAAGACCGGUGGGGGUAAUCCUGGUCCACUCCCCUGAGGAAACCAGGCUACAACGGUCACAGGCAGCAGAGCCACACAAGCAGCUUCCAAAAGCAGAGGCCUGCACAAUGGCGGAUGCCACGUGCACCCACAAACGCUAAAUUACAAGGCUUAAUGCCAUAUUCAAAGCCUUCUGAAUGAAAUUAGCAAGCAGAGACAGACUAGAGCACAUGGAUACUCACUUAGAGAGACAUCCACACGCCCCGGCCACAGACACGCAGUUCUCCAUCCGAAGGGAGCUCGGAGAUGGCGCCGAAGAAAGAGACCUUUCCCGCCUGCACGGAAACCAACAUGACUAAAUCAGAUAGCUGUGCCCUAUCGCAAAAUACCACAGGUCCUCCCUAAACCCAGCUUCAAACCAACAGCUGCUAUGAAGCCGUCGAGAGUUCGUCGUCCCUCACUGUACCGGACCCUGAUUAUCAGAGGAGAACCCUAGAGACCCCAAUGGAUGCAUCAUCUUCUUGUAACCCUAACGCAGGUCUCCACUGCAAUGGACGGAUGGGCCCAACACUGAGACUCUCACAGCUGGACUUUGUGUUGCCCCAGCGGGGUAUUGGCUAGACUCAGUGUGGGACUGCAACCAUGGGCAUGGUUAGCCCCUCAGGAAACCCGUAAACACAGCAAGUUGGGGGAAAGCAAAUGACUGUCUCUGUUUAAAUUUUUGUACAUUUUUAGUGACACGUGCACUCAGAGAGCCGGGGUCCCCCAGGGAGGUAUUUUACUUCCACUUCGACACGCAUGUAAACUUGGAUGGGCUUGAUGGGCAGACGAUAUUUAAGUAGCUGGACCAAAUGGUUAUCAGCAGUUUCUGUUAUAUAUGCUUCCUGCUCUGUCUCUUAUUAACAUACAGCACCUUACCCCUUAUUCACACAAGUACUGACAAAUGUCUCGUCCUGCAUUUUUACCAGCCUACUAACUAGCAUCUGACAUCACUAGCAUACCAUGAAUACGCAAACAGGGACCCAGCAAUCUCCAUGCAUAUGAUUGCACACUGUACAUUAGUCUGACAACAUCUACCAGUUGCAACCAGCUAAACCAAGAGGGUUUUCCUACUUCCCAUUCUGAAAAAUUGUGUUGACUUUUCUUUUGCCCUGCUUGUAAUUCAACAUAUAUGUUGUGGUUGAGCUUGUAUCUGCUGUUGUGGCACUACGAGCAUGUGGUAUAUGAACCUAUGCUUGCCUAGCACGUGUUAAACUCCGCUCGCUGUUCUUAUAGUUAAUGUGCAAGUUUUAUACCACGUUUGACUACUUAUGUCCUAACUAAAUAACCUAAACUGUCAGCUCAACUUAGCCUACUAUUCUUGAACUCACUAGCCUGACUUAUCUAUAGCUUACCCUUUAAAAAAAAUAAUUGUGCCUAAAUAUCAAAUGUCACAUCUUGUAUUGCAUAUUUAAUUUUUAUUUACCUCAAUACCGCUGUUGUGGCAUACUGAGGCUGUUUGUUAAUUUGUGCACAACAAAAAUAAAUAAUUUAAAAAAACAAAACAAAAAAAACUUAAAGUGAAUCCUAACCCUGAAUCCUAAACUCCUCCUAAUCCGAACCCUAAGCAUCCCUAACCCAAAGUCCCCCUAACUUUGAAAACUCAGAACCCCAAAUCACAUGAGGACCGUUCCAACCAUAAACCCAGAGGCAUAAUGAUGCUUUGCUCUUAUGACUGAAGCUCCAUUUUAUAGUUAUUCUGACGAAGUUUACUAUUUAACACACUGUUUUGACUGCAAGCGUUUAAAUUCAUAUUUUUUAUUAUAUUUAUUUAUUUUAACCACACUCAUUGCUAACAAGUGUAUAAAUUCAAGCAUGCAGCUAAAUAAUGACCAUAGCAUAAUGGCUCAGUGUCCUUAGUUGCUCAUGUUUCAUAAUAAUAAUGUCUGUUAGGAACAGAGUUUCUAUGGUUGAGCAGCGACAUAUAAUCCUAUGAUCAUCAAAUGCGAUGCCAAAUGAUUGCUGAAGUAUUGUGUAGCUCUUUUCCAUUGGACUGUGAAGCAGUGGAAACGUGUUCUCUGCAGUGAUUUAUAUGUGAGCCAGUUUCAGAUUGCUCUUGUAGCACUCUGUGUAUGAAGAGCCCAAGUUGACGGACUGGCAAACACCCUUCUCUAGUAUGUGUCCCAACAUUCAUCACUGGAGCUUUGAUCAUGGCCUAUUUCUUGCCCUGUUGAGAUACCUCUUAAUGAUUGGAAGUAAGGAAGCUUCAGGUAUAUAUGUUAGGCAUGUUUUAGCAAUUUCAGUUUCAGCCUCUAAUAUCUUUUGUAAUAUAAAUGCCCAGUUUUAGCCAGGAAACUGUAUAUUCUAUAUGUGGAAUUGUGCAUACUUUUUUGUAUUCUGUGGACAUUUUGAAAUUCUGCAUUCCCAAAUAUGCAAGAAGAUUCUUUACAUGAAUAGAGUACAUAUUUUACAUCAUCUCUAAUAAUCAUAUUUCUUCUGAGCUACUUAAUGUGAAUCUGUAUAUAAGUCAUACAUAUGAUCUCUAAUAACUUAAAUGGACACUAUAGGUACCCAGACCACUUCAUCUCAAUGAAGUAGUCAAAGUACCAUGCCCCCCUCGUUUAAACUCUGCAAGUAAAAGAUUUGCUGUUCUGCAGAAUGACAGGGCUUGUAUUGCAGGGCUUAAUGUCUCUAGUGGCUAUCACUCAGACAGCCACUAGAGGUGCUUCUGACAAAAUAGACAAGUAAAACUAUUAUUCCGAUCAAAUGAUUAAAACAUUCAAAAUACUAGCCCUAAAACUUAGAACUUUGUGGGAGUGAGGGAAAAGAAAACAAAUAAUGAAAGAUGUACAAUAGGUAUAUUAAUAAAAAAUUGUUAAAAAGAGGAUAAUCCCCUGAUUUUGCUUAAAACACGUGAACACUUAAUCAAAUAAUAGUGCAAAAAUAUAGUAAUUGAAUGGCCCAGCAAUCUUUGCAGGAGAAACAGAUUUACCCUGAGUUGUUACGGACACUAAGAGCAAAAAUUAAUUAUUAAUUUAUGUAUAAUUUUAUACUUUGAAAAGAUUGCUUCCUGUGUUCUCAAUUUGCAUAUGGUGCCUUACAGGCUGAUGGUUAUAGAUCAGUGAUGGCUAACCUUGACAUCAUAAAUUGUUAUAGAUGAAGACUAUUCCAAAAAAAAAAAAAUAUGCAAGUAGGGUUUAAACCAGUUACUGCAAUUCUUAGCACUUAGCAUCUAAGUAUAUUACUAAGACUACUUAAUGCACCUUAAGAAAUUGGUGUAUGCUGUAACCUAAAGCAAGAGGGGAGACAGAACAGAUGGGAAUCCCCAAACUACUCCACCUACUCAGGUUGUUGAAUAAAAUCCCUACAAAUGGCCCUAAUACCUCAGCAUAUUAAAAUCUAUGCCCACAUGUUACCAGCCUCAAAAAUCUAAGCUAAGUGAAAAACAUGCUGUAGCAGGUCCAAUACCUAGCAUAGGUAUCUAUUCCUUCCUCGUAACUGAAAGAAGCAGUAUAAUAAUCCAAGACACUUUUCCCCCAGCAACUAGAUGACACAUAGUUCUGGGAGUCAACUGAUUUUUAUUUUGGGCACACACGGCUUUUAUGCACAGACCCCUACAUGGGAUCUCUCAUACAAUUAUACAGGGCAAUUCCUCCCAGGAUCCUCUACAGAAAAAUAUAAAAUAUAAAAUAUUCUAAAACACCCCAAAAAUAAAUUUUCAAAAGGGGUUAAUUUGGUUGUAUGGGAGGUCAGAAGGUGUAUAGCCUUAAUUCCUCUUUGAAGCUGGGACCCCAACAGAGCUGCUCUGUAAGGUGUGAGAAGUCAUACAUACGUGGCCUGGAAGUCUUAUUUAAAUAUGUCUAGAUACCCUCUUAGAUAGGGUGUCCAUUGAUAUGUUAAUGGCCAUUAGCCUUGUGUUCCAGUAUCAUAUCCAAAAGAAACAUUAAUACCGACUCACAGAUUAAUCAUUAAGCCUCAUUCCUAUUAUAUUUAGAAUGGGACAAGCACCAUCUUCUAAUCAAGUCCAAACAUAAUUUGCGAACAAGGAGACCACACAAAGUUUGUUUGGUAAACGAACCGGGAGAAGAGGGAGGGACGGGUACGGACAGCCGAACAAAGGGAAUAAAAGUGUUGUUAGGUCCUCUAUCCCACUACAGAUGCUGUGAAAAAACAUGCCCGACACACACUUUAAUCAGGGUAAAAUGGGGACUGACGAUUUUCAAUGAAAAAUGUAAAGCCUUUUCCAUUUUGGGGCAGGUGCUCACACCCCUUUCCGCUCACGCCAUGUAAGCGGUGGUGUGAAACUAAUGUUUCCAAACAAGUCGGGAUGAGUACCUGCCUCUGUGGCACAUGAUUUUUAUGACCUAUAAACCCUCACUCAGAGGGAGUGGCCAGUCAGCAUAUCCCUCCUGAUUCCAUCCAGGGUAGGGAGUGGUCAGCGAUGAGGGGAGCCCUACCUCAUUCACUGGCCACUAUGUCCCACUUGAGCAGGCAGAUUGUUUUUACUUUUCAAGGAUUGGGACAAUAUCUCCCUUUUCUCCCUCCCUUGCCUCUCAGCCACUGCUGAGAGUGAUUUGUCGACUAGUCUCUCCCAUUCUAUUAUCUGAGUGACAUGAUCGGCGUCCAGGGGAAGCAUUCUCUUGGUAAACCUCACCUGUAUUAAGGGAAUAAGGGUGGUUAAUCGUGAAGUGAGAGAAACUCUCCUCACCCAUUUACCAUUUCCUCCAUGUGGACAGGCUAAGCGUAUGUUACAUAACAUGAGUCAAUCUUCACACCUCUCUCCCUGCUUUUGGAGGAAGUGAUUAUUGUUUAACUAAAUGAAGCGACUGAUGUCUAGAAGGAUCAAGAUGCCCCCAUCAAGAGGGAGUGAUCAUCCAGGGAACAGGGGGAGUGGUUAGCCACGUCGGGGAAUUAAACGGCCACCAUGGCACUAUAGCGUUGGGACUACACAUUUGCAUUCCCAUCAUUGUAGUGUCCCUUUAAACCCUCCGUAUUUCCAUGAAUGACCAAAUAAAUGAAAAAAAUAUGUAAAUGUAUCUGAUUCUAUUUUUAAUUAUUCCAGAACAGCAGGCAAUGCACACAAUUGCUAUUUUGCCUUAUUUUCUUUGGCAUCUAUGUAUCCCGUGUUUCAAAUUAAUGUUAUGCUUUACAAUGUUUUUGGAAAGAUGUGAAGGGGCUAGGUGUUGAUUAAAUCCAUGAUGAUCAUUUUACAUCUGUCUUCAAUUUACAUAUAUGAAUAAUACAUUGAACAUGUAUAUGUAUGCACUUUUUUUACAUAUGAUUUGUGAUGUAUUAUUAGAAUUUUCUUUACCCACUCUGUAAGAACGGGGACUUUUGCCUUGUUAUUAAUGCUCAUUAGUAGGGGAAUAUCUAAACUAAACUGAUAACACAGAUGAUCUAUUUAAUUUUCUGCAAAAUAAAAAAAUCACCAGGCUCCCCAUAUGUUGCUGAUCUACAAAUCCUUCGAUUCUCUAGUCAUCUAUUACAUUUAAAGAAUUCUGGGAGUUGUAGGCUAAUAGCAUCUGUGGGUCAUAGUUUGAGAUUCCUGACCUAAUGUGGAGAACUGACGAGGAUUUUUUAAUUGAUUAAGUUAAAUCUAUUAGAAACUCAUUUUAAAGUCCUAAACAGAUGGUACUUAGUACCAGACAAAUUGAAUAAAAUGUACUCUUCAGCAAACCAUUUAUGUUGGAUAUGUGGUAUAAACACAGGUACUUUUAAGCAUAUUUGGUGGGAGUGUAGCAAACUGAACAAUUUGUGGUUUAAUAUACAAAAGUUUGUAUCCGUAGACUUGAACCUUGAGUUGAGGCUCUCUCCGGAGACUGUUUUGCUUCAUCUAAACUGGCCAGUAAUGACAAAGGAUUUGAAAAUUAUUCUUAUCCAUCUUUUUUUAGCAGCAAAAAUAGUGAUUGCAAGAAGAUGGAAAAAUGAUAGAGAAGUUCCUUGGGAUCAAGUCAAAGCCCAGCUUAAGUCUCAAGUAAAAAUGGAAGUGUUAUUGAGCAAACAAAAAUUAAGCAGGAAUACAACAAUGUGGUUGAAAUGUUGGGAGAAGAUUGAUAAAUAGAGGGGGAAGGUGAAUAAUGAGGCUGACUGUUAAUGCUUUGGACAAUAUAACAUAAUAUAUAUUAUGAGACAAAUAUAUAUUUUUUCUCGAUGAGUUUCUUCCCUUCUCUCUUGCUGCACUGUCUUGUCUUGUUUAGGUAGAUGUGUAAGUCUAAAGUAUUGUUCGUUUUUAGCUAACCGAAAUGUAUAAGGAAACAUCUUAUGGAUGAACAUUUUAAAUAGGAAAUUGUUUCUUUAUCAUUUGUAUGUAACUGUAGUAUUGUAUUGUCUUUGUUUAUGGAUAAAAAAAGGGGGGAAACCCUUUAAAUAAAGAUUAUAAUAAAAAAAUAAAAAAAAUAAAUCCAUGAUGAUCAUUUUACAUCUGUCUUCAAUUUACAUAUAUGCAUAAUACAUUGAACAUGUAUAUGUAUGCACUUUUUUUACAUAUGAUUUGUGAUGUAUUAUUAGAAUUUUCUUUACCCACUCUGUAAGAACGGGGACUUUUGCCUUGUUAUUAAUGCUCAUUAGUAGGGGAAUAUCUAAACUAAACUGAUAACACAGAUGAUCUAUUUAAUUUUCUGCAAAAUAAAAAAAUCACCAGGCUCCCCAUAUGUUGCUGAUCUACAAAUCCUUCGAUUCUCUAGUCAUCUAUUACAUUUAAAGAAUUCUGGGAGUUGUAGGCUAAUAGCAUCUGUGGGUCAUAGUUUGAGAUUCCUGACCUAAUGUGGAGAACUGACGAGGAUUUUUUAAUUGAUUAAGUUAGUGUAACAAUGUAAUGUUAUUUCAAGUCAUAUUUCUUGAGUCUCUAUUCUCAAUUAUUCGAUGAGCCAGAUUAGGAUGACUACUUUCCAGAUUUAAUCAGGACUGCUUAUAAAACCCUACCCCUACUAGUUCGGGGUAGGGUUAGGGUUUACAAGCACUUUUUCUAUAUCUGACACUAAGGAAAAAAGUAGUUACUAAUUAAGGAGUCAAAAUCAAGUCUGACAACAUUUUAUAAAUAAGUUGAUAUAUCAAUAGUAACUGCAAUCAGCAUAAUGACUGUAAGAGCAUUAUAGGUGAUGUAGCACCCAUAAUCUAGAUUGAUGAUGGUUGCCUACCCUUGUGCUAGAACAAUGGUCCUCAAGACAGAAGUGAGGUCCCCCCAGCAAUAUAGGCAUUUGGAGUAACCAGUUCUAUUGAAAUGUUCCUUGAACACUUGUUUCAUAGACACUUUGAUAGCCUAUGUAACUCAAAACAUGCCAAGCAUUUCCUGUGCCACUCAUUCUAUGUGGAUUAAAAAUGUUCACAGUGUCAGCACUAAAUACUGUAUGCAUUACUAGCAUACCUUUCAGAACCACUGUUCAAAAACCAAGAGCCGUGAUUUAUUGAGUACCAUUUAUUUUAUGCCUUUGGUGUACAAGAUCUGCUUAAACUUAUCUCUCGAUUUUCCUUAAAGCGACACUAUAGUCACUAGAACCACAAUAUCUUAAUCUAGUGGUUUUGAUGUCUUAUAGCCUGUCCUUGCAUUGUUAGGAUUUUAAUCACCUGCUGCCCAAUAAUUUCUCUAGUGGCAGUCACUUAGCCAACCACUAGAGGUGCUUUCUAGUCCAGUGCUGCACAGUUUUCAGCACUGGCAUUCAGCAUCUCCACGCUCUGCAGGGAGACGCUAAACGUUCCCCAUAGAGAUACAUUGAUUCAAUGCAUCUUUAUGAAGAGAUGCUGAUCGGUGCAGCACUACGUUUUGAGGCAAUAGCCUCCCAAUGUUUUCCUAUGGAAAAGCAGAGAUCAUCAAGGUUGAUAAUCUCAGUGAUAGAGAUAAGGCAAGCCGCGGUAAGAACAGUGCUGUGAGGGAGAAAAGAUGAGUAAAAUCACCUUUUUACAAAACAGAGAGGGGGGCGAUCACCUAAAUGGCCACUUCAGCACUAAAAUAUCAGGAAUACAUGUUAGUAUUCCUGACACUAUAGUGUGCAAUUGACCCUUUUAUUUUUGUCAGCCUGACAGAGAACAUUCUCACAAAAAAGGAAUCACACUUGCUAUAUCUGGUUAUAAUGCUCCUGAAACUACUUAGAACAUAAAUGUAGUGAUUGCUAGACUGAUGUAAUUUUUUAAUGCACUAAGGCACAAAUUAAUCCCGCUGAUAACAGCAAUAUUACCCUGUAACCUUCCCAAUUUUCACAGAUCACAGUUGGUGUACACAGCACAGUAAUGUAAUUUGUGUAAUGAGUGCUGUGCUAGAAAUAUUAUUAAAGCUAUUUGAGUGUUCUCAAUUUGAGUAACUACUUUACAUCCCCCUUAAUAACAUAAUCUGCACAAAAUUUAAACUCCAUGUUUUAAGAUGCAAAAUAAUUACAUUUAAAAAUGUCAAAUUCAACUUGUUUUUGCUCAUUUCAGGAACCUUCAAUGAAACAUACAUUUUCCAGACAUGAUAAUCGUCAUAUAUUCCCAAGCUCCGUUUCUAGUUUUGAAAAUGUAAGUAAUAUUUAGAUUUUUGAUCAGUGUUCCUUCAUGGAGGUGAGGUCUGAACUGUGAUGCAGUUGCUAGGGUCUCCUGGCAAGUUCUGUUAACUUGGUGAUAAAUUUACCAUCAGACAUCACCUACCUUAAAGGGUUACUAAAGUGUCAUAACCACUAGAGCCCGCUGAUUGUAUAAUGCAAGGAGAACCCUGGCCAAGUUCCCUGGUAAUUACCAAGUUGUAACGGUUUGGCCCCUUACUUGGGACUCUGCCAGGCUCCUGGUCUCCUCUCCUGCCAGGUGAUGAACACCCGACUUCUGCAGAGAUGAUGCAGUCGUCAUUUAUUGGUCUGAAUUAAUCAGACCAAUUGCUCUUGUUUUGGCUGUUUAUUCUGUAAGCAAGUAUGGUGUAUGUCAUAUGAUUCUUUAUUCAUGCCCGUAAUAUUGUCAAUCAAUGUGAUGUAUGUACUGGAUGCAUGCAAUGGUUACCCUUGUUGGUUUCUGUGAAAUACCCUGAAAAUGGUGAAGCAAUUACGGAUGUUUUAUUUUCCUGUUUGUAAACCAAAUCUUGUAGAGGGAUUUAUCAACUAGUUUUUCGCAGAGAUCCAGUGAUAUCUAUUAGAGAGAUAAUUGAGAAUACUUAUAAUGACAAUACUUAUAAUGUGUGUUGGAGGUUCAAUGAAGGGUCACUCACUUAAAGUUUUGGAAGUGAUUUUAGAUGCUAUUUUAUUUUUGGGCUAUUACGUGUGAAAUACAUAUCAUAUAUAUCUUAUAUUUGGUCUUGAAUUUAAUUGUAUGAUUUAAUUCACAGAGAUGAGCUGCUCUGGUUACAAAGAGAUCAGAAACCUCUGUACAUAAAUAUAUAGCAUUUUAAUUGUAAUUCGUUUACCAUCUUUUUUCAUGUAUGCACUAUAUUUUUCAUAAUAAAUGUUACUUUAGAAAGUUCUGCAUUUGUGUGAUGCAAUAAUCAUGUCAUUGAAGAGACAUUGUAACACUGGUUUCACAGCAAUUUUGCUAAAUUGUGUUAUGUGGAGUUUUAAUCUAAUUUGGUUGGACUAAUUUAUGGCACCCCAUUUACAAAUUGUCUUGGUGGUGGCAGCUUUUAUACUAGAAUAGGUUCAGGAGGUGUUAAAAGGGAUUUAUACACUGCCUGGCCAAAAAAAAGUUGCCAUCUAGAUUUAACUAAGCAAAUAGAACCUCCUAUUGGAUAGUUACUAAGCAUGAUAGUUACUAAGCAAUAAGAACCUCCUAUUGGAUAGUUACUGCAUGGGCGAUUAUCUUUCAGCUGGCAACAAGUUAUUUAACCCAAACUGAUGGAAUGAGUAGCUUCUCAUUUCUUGAACAACCAUGUCGAAAGACACAUCCCGUGGUCGUGAAAGAGAUGUUAGUCUGUUUGAGAAGGGUCAAAUCAUUGGCAUGCAUCAAGCAGAGAAAACAUCUAAGGAGAUUGUAGAAACAACUAAAAUUGGAUUAAGAACUGUCCAACGCAUUAUUAGAAACCAGAGGGAUAGUGAGGAACCAUCGUGAUGGGCACGUCAGGGUAAGAUGAAGUGAUGCACCCAUCAUGCUUAGUGCCUACUGUACAAGCCUGUGGGGGCAGUGCUAUGAUCUAGGUUCAGCAACAUUAUGUGCCCAAAGAAUGAGGUCAGCUGACUACCUGAAUAUACUGAAUGACCAGGUUAUUCCAUCAAUGGAUUUCUUCUUCCCUGAUGGCACAGACAUAUUCCAAGAUGCCAAUGCCAGGAUUUAUCAGCUCAAAUUGUGAAAGAGUGGUUCAGGGAGCAUGAGACAUCAUUUUCACACAUAGACUGGCCACCACAGAGUCCAGACCUUAACCUCAUUGAGAAUCUUUAGAAUGUGCUGGAGAAGACUUUACGCAGUGGUCCGACUCUCCCAUCAUCGAUACAAGAUCUUGGUGAAAAGUUAAUGCAACACUGGACGGAAAUAAAUCUUGUGACAUUGAAGAAGCUUAUCAAAACAAUGCCACAGCGAAUGCGUGCCAUAAUCAAAGCUAAAGGUGGUCCAACAAAAUUUGUGUGUGUGAUCUUAUUUUUUUUUGGGGUGGAGACUUUUUUUUGGGCCAGGCAGUGUAUCAUAAUUUUGGGUCUAAUGCAUACAAAUAAGGGAUUUGUAUCCUUUUCACACACUAAAGCAAGUAACAUGGGAGUGGUUCGUGAGAGAGUGUAUUUACUAAACAGUGAUAUGCGGUGACUCGAGAAUUUGAUUUUAUUAAGAAGGAAUACAUAUUUAACCAGGCAAUUCGUUUUCAAAUGUGUCAUGGAGUAUAGAAGAUAAAAUAGCAAUUGUUUUGCUAAAAACAAAAUACACUGUUUAGUUAAUAAACCUCUGACAAAAGCAGCAUUAGCUUGGAAGGCUGUGUUGUCAUGGUAGCAAAAAGAAAAAAAAAACACUUCCUAACUCCUAACUUCUAUGUUUCUAUGUGUUUAAAACACCGAAGUAAAUAAUAGGUUGACAGGUCUGUGUAAUUUUCUUUGCUAUACGUGGACGAACACUCAGUUCAGUCUAGGUGUAACAGUACCAUUAAAGGACUUAAAUGCCCUUGUCUAUGUCAACUAAGAUGUCCUAAAUGUUUUUAAAUGAUCAUUGCCAUUGUAUAGAAUGCACGACUUUUACUUUUGAACCCUGUACAAUUUAAUUUGCCAAAGUAGGGACAGUUGUAUAUAUCUGAUUAAUUGCUCAUGCAUACUUUUAAACAUGGAGUCUUUAUCCUCAGCAACCAGGAUAAAAGGGUUUUGACUACAAUGAACACAAUAUGCCCGCUCUUCCUUUACAAGAAAAUCUUACAAAAUCUGUGCGUAGAAUAUUUAAAAAUAGCCCCUUGUUUAGUCUAAUGAGAUUUGCCGCUUGAAUAGAAAAUCAGGCCUUUUAAUUCUGCCGAGAAAAUGAUCAAAGUGUGUUUUUAAAACCUUGAGCCAUCUUUUACGUCUUUUACAAUUUGCAGCAAAAAAACCCCCAAAACAAUAGCCGCUAAUGAUUUUUAUUAAAGAUGUUUUUUUACUUAAAUUGAGAUCCGACUACUACAAAUGAAUGUCCGAUUACCUUAACGGACUGAUCUAAAGCAAAAUUGUCAUAACUGCUAGCAUUAUAUGACAUGGGUUGUGUUUUUUGUUUUGUUUUGAAAUCCUGAAACUUUUUUUAAAAUGUUUUUUUACUUUGUAUAUCUGAUUCAUGAAGCAUAGCAAUCAUACAAAGUAAAUUAAUUUAACCAUAUUGCUUCUGUACACACUCGUGGCUCUAUGCAUACUGCACUAUGGAAGGAAUGCUCAAUUGAAUUGUUGCCUCCGCAUUAUCGAUGCCGCGAAAGGGGACUGAUAUGGCUGAUUAGGAGAGCUGUAGUUUUUAUGCCAAACUGCUCCUAAAAUAUUUGACAAAUAACAUUGUGACAGCAGCCAUAGACUCUUUGCACCAUUACCACUACACUCAGACUGUCUUUAAAGUAUUCUUGGGAGACCAAAAAUAUUUGCACGUAAGGGGCCCUCUAGUUACAUCACUGUGCAUGCAUGAAAGAAUAUGUAAUUAUACUGCUGUAUAUUUCCUGCUAUAUUUCUCAACAACUCCUUUUAUAAGCAAAAGACAGUUAAUGGAGUUCAGAUAUCAGAUACUUUUGAUCUAUUUUUAAAAAAUAGGGUUGGUGCCUAUAUUAAUACUUGAAAAUCCUCUUUUCACCAAGGUAUAGAAAAGUCUUAUUAUUUUAUUUCAGCGAUAGAAUGUGUGUGCCUAUUCAUAAAUAUCCAUACAGAUACUUGACGUAAGUUCCAAUUACUUUUAUAUUGUCCGUAAUUAUUCAAUCCUCACUGCUAUGAAGUGCAUGUGAAAAACUGCAAUUGAUUUGUAAAAAAAACUCUAUUAUUGACAGUGAAUUGAAAAUACAAGGUUUGGGUAAAGUAAAUAUGCUUAAAAAAACAUAUGCCAUGUGUGAUUUAGCCCUGGAAAUAAUUAGGUUUGUGGAGAUAAGGAAUUGUCGUUCAAUGGAAACAAGUUACAAGCAGAGCUGAUAAUUACUAUAAUGAUGACAUUCUUGUUUAACAAAGAAUAUAUUGACACACAUGGGUGGUUGAUUUACUGCAAACAGAAAAUAUGUUAAAUACUCCUAUAAUGACAAUGUUUCUUCAUUAAGGGAAUGGGAAAGAAGAAGGUUUGCAAACCAGGAGAGUCGAGCAGUUCCAUCUACUGGACUUCGCUAGAAGAACAGAAUAGGCAAAGGCCACUGGUCAGCACUUAUCGAACUGAUUUCUGGGGAGUGAAUGAAAGGUCGGAGAUGAAAUUUCCUCAACUACUUGUCCCCAGGUUUCGUAGGCUUUCAUCAGCCUUGCACACUGAAAACACAACUUAUAGGCAGAUGGUCCAGCCUCACCAGUUUGUAUCGUUUGAAACAAGGCAUGAACCAAACACUCAGCAGUCUAUAGUAAAGAGCAGGUCCUACGCCUUUGACAACAGCUGCCCUGGAGUAGGAAAAAUUACAAAUAGAGGUCGUUCUGCUCCUGUAAAGCUAUUGACCGUGUCUGAUUGCCUUGUCUGGACUACCCCUGAAAACACGACUUUGCCCAAGUCCCAAACCUCAGAGAUUGCCUAAUAUAUAUCCUAUUGUGAAAUGUAUGCCAAAAUGCUUGCUUUUUAUGACCAAACAUAAUGUUUACCAAAUGAACAGUUACGUAAUUUUUUUUAUUGUACUAUUUUAAAUAAGUAAUUUCUAUUGAUUUAUGUACAUAGUUAUAAAGAGGAUGAAACUGAGAUUUUAUGGGAGGAGGGUUUUAAAAAGGAAAAAGAAAACAUGUGG
Messenger RNA from Pelobates cultripes (western spadefoot toad), 33422 nucleotides. The record is from the annotation of a GenBank genome assembly. Lineage: Eukaryota; Metazoa; Chordata; Amphibia; Anura; Pelobatidae.